UCGCGCGUAGGAAACAGAAAUUGAUUGGUAGCACGCAAGCGGAACGGCGCAGGAUUCAGGUUGCUCGGGUGAUCCAAGUCAUCCAAGGAUCAGGCAGGAUCAACGGGAAUCGCGGAGUGGGUGCCGACGUCAGGAUCGUGAUUCGAAACUGUUUGAAAUCACGCCCGCGUUCCGGAGCUGCCGACGCGGAGGAUCGAUGAUAUUCCUCAAGAAUGACGUAACCUGACGAAAAAAGACGCACACAUAUUCCUCCACGAGCCGCCGAGCUUGAGCAGCCUGCUUUCAGGUUAUGUGUGCCACCGUCGCCGUCGCGUUGUCGGUGAAGCUGUCAGAUUACGAGUGUCUACCGUGCGCCGUCCUCGAAGAGUUUCGCCCAUAACCUCAAACCGUGGGAGAGACGACUGCAUUACAGUGCAGGAGGGGAAAGUACAAUUUGUUUGAAACGGCAAAGAAACAAAUAGCAAAAUGGUUUUUGAGUCAAUCAUUGCAGAGCUCCUCAAUAAGGUGCUCGGCGAGUACAUUCAAAACUUGGACUACACACAGCUCAAAGUCAGCCUCUGGGGAGGCGAUCUCGUGUUAAAUGACUUGUUAAUAAAGGAAUCUGCGUUGGAUGUACUGGAUCUUCCAGUAAGAUUGGAAUAUGGACGUCUAGGAAAACUGAUACUGAAGAUCCCCUUCAAAGACAUGUGGAACGGCCAGAUUGACGCAAUAGUUGAGGAGUUGUUUAUUCUGGUAGUGCCUACGAGUCAAGUUGCAUACAAUGAGGAGAAGGAAACGAAAGCACAGUUGGAAACUAAGCGGGCGGAACUUGAAAGAGUGGAGAAGAGGAAGCAGUUAGCGGACAUCAAAUCACAAGAAAAGCUGGACGACUCGAUGGUCGAGAAGCUAGUCGCUCGUAUGAUCAAGAACAUCCACGUGGAGAUCAAAAGAAUCCAUGUUCGGUACGAGGAUCACGUCACCUUCAAGGAGCACCCGUUCUCCGUCGGCUUCACCCUGAACACCUUUAUUCUGGAAAGUUGCACAGACUCGUGGGAGACCACCGGCAAUUUGAAAGAUAUGUACGCCAUCCCGCAGAUCUUCAAACUGUGCGGUUUGGACGGACUAGCUGCCUACCUCAACACCGGCUUGGAACAAUAUAGCAAGAGCCCGCAAUCCUCCUAUUCCACUCUCUUCUGCAGCGGUAUAGCAACCAUGGACUACACUCCGCCCGGUUACCAAUACAUGCUGGGACCAAUCAACAUCAAGUCCAAACUUAGGCUUAAUCCUAAACCAGAAUCUGAUGGCAGCAACUAUACUAUCCCUAAAGUAUGGUUGGACCUGGAGAUGCAGAAAUUGCGGAUCGGCUUGACGAAGCGGCAAUAUCAAACGCUGGUGCGGCUAGGUGAGGGCCUGGACCAGGCACGGAAGGCUGCGCCGUACCGAAAGUAUCGGCCCAACGUCCCGUACCGUGGCCACUAUAAGGAAUGGUGGCGUUUCGCGUAUACCUGCGUCCUUGAGGAGACGGUACGACGAUGUCGUCGCAACUGGGACUGGGAUCACAUGAAACAACAUCGCGAUACCUGCCGCGCGUACGCCGAGGCUUAUCAGACGAAACUGACGACCAAGAAGCUGGCAAAGGAGAUCGAGGAACAGCUGACUCACUGCGAGAAAAAGCUUGACAUCUUCAAUCUGGUGAUCAUCCGGCAGCAAAUUGAGAUGGAAGUAGAGAGACUGGCAGAAAGGGAGAAGAGUCUGAAGGCGCAGCGGGGGUGGUUCGGUUUCUUGUGGACUAGCUCGCAGGCUGAGGAGACGAAGGAGCUUAACUCGGCCGCGGCGAUCAUGCGCAGAUUCGAGGAAGCGAUGACGCCGCAGGAGAAGGAGAAACUGUAUCGAGCGAUCGAUUAUCAGGAGAAUAGUACUCCCGCGCACUACCCGGAGACAUACGAGAUGAUCGACACGCAUUUCUUCCUACACGGCCUGCAGAUCUCGCUGCUGGACACGGACAAGAAGCACCCGUGCGUUCUGGACCUACAGCUGCAUGGCGUACGAGUGGGAUUCAAGUCGCGGCCAUCCGCGAACGCGAUCCGCGUCACUGCAUCCAUCAGCGACAUGAAGCUGCUAGGCGCGACGCAAGAUGAUCGUGUGCCUUCGCUCUUCAAUCCAGGACAUGGUAGUUCCGACAGCGCUCUGCUGUCGGUAUCCUACGAGAAAAAUCCAAUCGACAAGCUGUGCGGCGAUCGCGUCAUUGUUAAUUCGCGAUCCGUCGAUAUCAUCUACGACGCGCAGACCAUCAUAGAGCUGGUUAACUUGUUCAAGAUACAAGAUCCUUCGACGCUGAAUCAGCUGCAAUCAGCUGCAGCAGAACAAUUAGAAGGCUUGAAAGAAAUGUCGGCACUUGGAUUAGAAUAUGCGAUACAGAAGCAUUCGGUGCUGGAUAUACAAGUAGAUAUGCAGGCCUCACAACUUAUCGUACCGUACGGCGGUUUCUACGAAGAUUCAAAGGCGCUGAUCGUCGUGAAUCUGGGCAGCCUGAAGAUGCAAUCCUUGCAGGAAGAGAAGACCGAGAUGAGCGGCGUCACUGUCAAGCAACUAGUUAGCAUGGGCAAAAGCGAGGAGGAAGUUCUGUCACAUUUGAGAGCGCAUAGCUACGACAAGUUUGUUUUGAAGAUCGUCAACUUCCAGGUGCUGGUAACAUUGCCGGACGAAGAAUGGCGAACUGCGUUGGCGGGUACCGAAAGCGCCCUAACGUUGCUGCAUCCGACGUCUUUGGAGAUCCAGUUCCACAAGUGUCUGGUGACAGACGACCCUCUAUUGCCGAAACUGCGGCUUAUCGGUCACUUGCCGUCGGUGGCGGUGAAUAUAACGGACGUUCGGCUGCUGCAAGCCCUGUCAAUCGCACAAAGUAUCCCCGUGCCUGAGGAGGAGAAACCCGCAGAAGGCCAGCGAAUCUCCCUCUCCAAGUCUGUGUCACAGCUCUCGCUCAAGGAGUUGGGAACGACGAUAUCCAGCAUCGCCAACAAGAAACAGCAGGAAACGGACCCUGCGCCGAUGAAGCAGACCAUUGAUCUGGAGAUGAAAUUCGAGAUGAAGGAGUUGACGCUGUCAGUGUUCAAGCAGCAGGAUGAUAACGUAUCAGAAUUCAUCAGAUUCCAAGUGUUGCAACUGGAAGCGGACAUGCUGCAACGUACGUACGAUCAGGAGAUAAAGCUGCGACUGGGCGGCGUGCAGAUCCGGCAGCGUCACGAGGAUCAAGAGAUUUUCAUGGUGAACACGCCAAUGUCGGCCGGUCGGGAUGAAUAUUUGAUCACUGUGAAGUAUGUGAAUGUGAACAAACGUUCGCCGGAGUUUGUCACGCGGCACGGUUCCGUCGUGAAGUUCCUGCAGCUGGAAUUCACCUCGCUGGACACGCUGCUGCACCAAGAGGCGCUCAUCGAGCUGCUGCGGUUUAGCACGUAUAUCCAAGAUCGAAUGGACUCGCUCGGAGGCGCUCAGAAGAGGGAAGUCGAGCGUCGCCGACCGACUCAAUUGGCUUCCAUCCAGGAGGAGACUUCCGGUUUCCUCAAGGAACAGUUACAAAGGCAACGGCUGCGGCCUACCGGACGGCGCAGAAGGCAAACGGUGGAGUGUAUCGACCUAAAAGUUACCGCCAACAUCAGCUCGAUCAAUCUGAAGAUCUCCAGCGCCGCCCGGGACAUCACCGCACUCUACGUUGAGGGCAUUCACUCCAGUUUUCUCAGCAAGUCUUCCUACUUGCAAACGAACGUCGAGCUAUCGAAUAUCAGCAUCAAGGAUCUCAAUCCUGCUUCUAUGUACAAGGAUAUCAUAACUGUGGAGGGUAAUGAGUCUCUGCAGGUCAAAGUAGUGAUGUACAACAUUGAACACUGGGAGACGGAUAAGAACAACAUGUCCGUCAGCUUGACGAUGGGUUGCCAUCGUAUUGUCUUCCUGAACGCGUUUGUCGGCAGCGUGAUGAACUUCCUGAACAAUUUCCAAACCGCGCAGAAAGCUAUCAAGGACGCGUCAGCGGCAGCGGCGGAAGCCGCGAAGACGAACAUCAAGGACGUUCAGGAGAGCGCUUCUCGCAUCGAACUGAACAUUAAUAUCAAGGCGCCAGUCGUAUACGUGCCGAUGAACUCCAAGAGCGAACACAGUUUAAUGCUGGAUAUGGGUAAUCUUAAAGUGUGCAACUCCUUCAAGAAACUGGAAGCGACGAACGAGCAGACCGGCGAGUACCCUAUAGUGGACGACAUGAGAAUCGAUCUGCAGAAUCUCAAGCUAUCGCGAGUCCGGCAGAACGUGGAGAAAUUCACCAGCGAAAACGAGGUGUUGCUGUUAGAACCAGUGACGUUCUCAUUGCUGAUGAAACGGAACUUGUCCACCGCCUGGUUCACUUCUAUUCCGGACAUUGACAUGUCCGGCAGAAUGAACAAGAUCAAUCUACUACUGAGCAAAGAAGACUAUGCUACGAUUCUCAAAGUGCUCGAGCAAAACCUGAGUGAGACUUUCGAAGAUCCUAAACCAGUGCAAGCUGUGCCAUCCACCGUAAAGCCAGAACCUAGCGGAGAGCUACAGAUGCAGCCGGCGUACAAAUACGAGGUGGACACGUCGCGGGAACAGCCGCCAACCGACACGCAGGAGCAGCUGCAUGGACACACGUCUAUAAAAUUCGAGUUCAUCAUGGACAGUCUGGUGAUCAACCUGUUCACCGGCGGCUCCAGACUGUUGCAGUCGCAGACGUCGCCGCUGCGCUUACCAGAGAACGGCCUGGCACGUUUCAGCCUCACGCACUUUGCCGUGAAGGGUCGCGUAUUCGCGGACGGCCUGCUGGCCACGUCGAUUCUGCUGAUGAACUGCACGUUGGAUGACACGCGGCCGAGCCGGGAAGGUUCACUGGUACGGAUCAUGGAGCGAACCAGCAACGUAUCGACGGCGGUGUCGGCCGAGAAUUCCGACGCCAAGUACGGCUCGAGAAGCAUGCUGGACGUGACGGUGCGCCAGAGCCCGAACGACACGUUCGCGGACGUGCGGGUGUUUUCGUUCAGCAUCAUCGUAUCCCUCGACUAUCUCAUGAAGAUCAAGGACUUCUUCGACGUCGACACAGCUAACAAGACAACUGCGCAUCCCUCGAGGAGUGAAGGGGCAAUGGUGACGAAAAAGAAGCAGCAGCCAGCACAGUCGCAGCCUCAGCCGACCACAUCAACGCCCAAGAUGCUGACGGUGAACGUACACGUGGAGAAACCGGACAUCAUCCUGCUCGAGAACAUGGACGACAUCAAUUCUAACUGCAUAGUGCUGAAUACAGAACUGUUGUUGAAGGUGCGCAUCAUGGGGGAACAUCAGGUGAUCACGGGCUCCAUCAAGGAUCUCUCUCUGUUGACGGGCAUUUACAAUCCUGCAAAGAGAGCCGACUGGAUCUAUCAGGUAUUGAGACCAUGCAGCAUCAGCGUAGCCGGUUCCACGCCGGAGGGCAAAGGGUUGCACUUGGAAGUCCGUUGUACAGACAUACACAUCUCCGUUUCGCCAGGUGUAAUUGAAAUAUUGAGUAAGGUCAUCCACACGGUGACGAAGAAGGAGGAAGAAGACAAGGAGAUCAUUAAACCUGAGCCUAAUUAUGAAGGGCUGUGGAUCAUUACACCCUUCGAGGAGAAUGAUUACUGGUUCCUUAAAACAGAGGUUGCGAUGGAAGCGCUCGAAGAAUAUACGUAUCCAGAAGACGAGGUUGCAGCAGCGUAUAAACCGGAAUUGGCAAUUGUUUCGGCACCGACGAUCUUGUUGACUUUGGAGGCGGGUGUCGGCAACAAAACUCUGCCGAUGCUGUUGCUUCAUGUGGGCUUCCAAAGUAACGUCAACGAUUGGAGCACAAAAACCAUGAGCAUGGAUUCUACGAUGUCUGUGAUCAUGGCGUAUUACAACAGCCGUCUCGCGCUAUGGGAACCAUUGAUCGAACCGAUCGAAAGCUUCGAUAAUGGUAAACGCAUCUCAACACCGUGGGAGCUGAAAACGAAGAUUCAAUUUAACGACAUUCUGCUGGAUUCGAGAGGCGCCAGCGCAGUCAGUCCCUCUUCAGACAGCGAGCUCGAAGAGCUACAUCAGUCCACCAAGAUGUCCAUCGAUGUUACGUCAUCCGAUAAUCUCGAGAUAACUGUGACGAAGACGUGUGUGGACGUAUUGAACCAAUUGGGUCAGGCGUUCUCGUCGGCUAUGGACACCAACAGGAAAGGACCCACCAGGAAGAUGGCACCGUAUCUGCUGAAAAACGAGACUGGCCUUGCGAUGAUACUUGAUUUGGAGCACAGUCUCUUCAAGAUCUUCGAGGACGGAUCGAGAAUAAGAGACCACAGCGACACGUAUAUGGAAGUGAUUCUCGAGACUGGUGCGUCGAUAGAACUCGCGCCAAAGACCUCCAAGUUGGACGCGCGUGUACUCGAGCACUUGAAGGCGGAAACCGUGAAGGACAGUGAAGACAGUAAAUUCGCCGUGUCUUUCAAAGGUAUUCAAGGCAAAUUGGCAAUACCCGUGCUGAAGGCGGACAAGCGAUUCUUCUCUCUAAAGCAUCGCAAGGAGGGUUCCGAGGAGUGGGGCAUCGUUUCGGACGUGAUCGUGGAGGAGGGCAGUACGAUUGUCACCCUCAGAAGCAUACUUCAGGUCCAUAAUCACUUCGCCCAACCGAUAUCCGUUUAUUACAUGACAAAACGUGGCAACGAGGUUGAAUGUGUGGGCACCGUGGCGCCGGACGAGAAGCUUAAUUUGCCAUUGGACGCCGUAUACACUCCGACUAACAUCUACUGGUUGUUCUUCAGCGUCGACGGAUAUAUGGUAUCGGUCGAGCCGUUCAUCUGGAAGGACCUACAAAAAACAGUUUCCAUGACGAAGCUACUGAAAUGCGAGGCUCGUUCGAAGCAGGACGUCACGGAACCGUUUUACAUUCAGGCUGUGGGAGAAAUCGAACAGGUCUAUUUCGAGAACACCACUCGUCAUACCAUGGCUAGUACCGUCUACAACGUGCACCUGUAUCCGUCUGCGUACUUGAAGAAUUUCUUGCCCAUUGACAUCAUCAUCUGCUUGCCUGACAGCGUUCAAGAACAUUUGCUCGAAGCGAGUGCCUCUCUGCAACUUCCCACGAUUGAUCCAGCCAAAUCGAGUAUAAUUAUCAAGUUACCCAAUUAUCUGGAGAAAGACUGGUCGUGCAGGGGCGAAAUUAUGGCAAACCCGCCGGAGUUCGCGGUCUGGUCGUUCGAGUCCUUCGAUAGCGCGCAGAAAGUAGUCAUGGACCUCGGAAUGCAUACGUCGCACAAGCAUGGUUCAAUCAUCAUGGAACUGUAUUGUCCCUUCUGGAUGUUGAAUAAAACUGGUUUGAUGCUGUCGUAUAGGAAAUCAAGUAAAGGUGGCAAAGAGCACUCGAGUCCGAUCAAGAAAUUCGUUUCCGCUAUGAAACCCCAUCAGCAACGCGCACGAUACAGGAAGAGGAAAACGCGCGCGACAACGGACGAUUACUUGAAUGUCCUGUACCAUCCAGAGCAUUUCAAGGGACCGAUUCUGUUCUCAUUCCGCUCCAAGGCCUUUUUCGGCAAAAAGAAAGCCAUGAUCAGAGUGGAAGACGGGGAAUGGUCCGACAAAUUCUCCAUCGAUGUCGCAGGUAGCCAGGGUGUAGUGGCGUGCAAGUACAACGGAAUGACGUAUCAGAUCGGCGUGCACAAUCAACUUACCUACAACUCGUUGACCAAGCAGAUCACAUUCACGCCUUAUUACAUACUCAUUAACAACGCCGAUUUCCUCAUAGAAUGCCAAGAAGGCGAUCGACCAGCCGAUCCAACGAUCAAAGUGCCUCCUGGCGAGUGCGCAGCUUUGUGGCCUCGAACUGAGCACGAGAAUAAAACCUUGAAAGCCAAAGUCACUGGUCAGCCUGAGAAGACUGCAGCGUUUAUUUACACUGACAGUCACACGACUCUGUUGAAAUUGGACAAUAAGUACGGAGGAAUCAACGUGGACGUGCAAAUGAACGAGGGCGGCGUUUAUAUCUCCAUGUCGGGCUACAGUUCAGGCAAUGCGCCGGCUUUGAUCAUCAAUCAUACGCCACAUACCAUUAAUUUCUGGGAAAAAGGCUCGAUUAAUGUCAGAUCCGUGCAGUCGUACAACAGGAUGUUUUACACGUGGGAAAAUCCGGCCGGUUCGCGGCAACUGAUCUGGGAAGACAGUAACGGCAAGGAGAUCGAGAACAAACUUCGUAAGGACAAUCUCGGUGCCUUCCAAUUGCCCGACAUAGACCAGGAACUGUAUUACGUCUCGUUCCUGGACGGCACGCAACGUGUACUUUUAUUCACUCCGAAUUUGAAGAUCGCCGAGGAUUGCCAGUUGGCUGGUGAUCUGGAGAUCAUAGAUCAGGAAAUCACACUGAACAUACACGGCAUCGGGUUCUCUCUUGUGAACAACAUCACCAAGUCCGAAUUGCUGUACAUGUGCAUCGCCAGUUCUGGAAUUAUAUGGGAAACACGUAAGUCUCUUGGCGGACGAUGGCGAGCCUUGAAUGCCAAAGAAGUCAAUGCCAUUGAGGAAGGAUAUCAACGUUACAUCAAAGAACUGCAAAUCGGCAAGGAUGCGGAUUAUCGAGUGAUGCUGGAGCCCAAGUUGAUGGUGGAUUAUCUGAACAUGGAAAUGCUGCGGCCGCAUCGCAGAUAUAUGCGACGAACCUUUCAAACUGGACUCUGGUUACAGUAUCGCACCUCGGCGCAUCAAGUACAAUUGCAUGCGAAAAUCAACAAGCUCCAAAUCGACAAUCAAUUGUCGGAGUGCGUGUUUCCAGUCAUUUUGGCUCCGGUGCCGCCGCCGAAGAGUGUCACACAAAGCACAGUGAUGAAACCUUUCGCGGAACUCAGUAUGGUCAAGCGCCUGUUGGAGCACAGCACCGUGCAACAAUUCCGAUAUUUCAAGGUUCUCAUACAAGAAUUCCAUAUCAAGGUAGACAUUAUCUUCAUAAACGCAAUAAUGGGUCUUUUCGAAGCCGACGAAAUCAACGAUGCGGAAGAAAGUGCUCUCUUCCGCAAAGAUAUGAAACUGGUGAACGAACCGCUGAUGUACCAUGUCAGUCUAAUCACCACAGCCGAGCAGAAGAACUUUUUCGAUCUUCUGCAUUUCUCACCACUGAAGAUACACAUCAGCUUUUCAAUCGCUGGUAGCGGUGGAGGACCCUCCGCGCUGCCGCAAGUACUUAACGUAUUGCUGCAAGGAAUCGGCGUGACGUUGACGGAUAUCAACGACAUUGUGUUCAAAUUGGCGUAUUUCGAGAGAAGUUACGUUUUCAUGACGCACAAGCAACUCAUCUCCGAGGCGUCCACCCACUAUGCGGGCCAAGCGAUCAAGCAGGCGUACGUACUCGUGCUGGGCCUCGACGUGAUCGGUAACCCGUACGGGCUCGUAAUUGGAACUAUGAAGGGCAUCGAAGAUCUGUUCUACGAACCCUUCCAAGGAGCUAUACAGGGCCCGGGGGAGUUCGCGGAAGGUCUGUUCCUCGGAGUGCGCAGCAUGCUGGGUCACACCGUCGGCGGAAUGGCCGGCGCUGUAUCGAAAAUCACAGGAGCGAUGGGCAAGGGUAUAGCUGCUCUGACUUUCGACAAGGACUACCAGCGAAAGAGACAGGAGCAGCUCAACAAGCAACCUGCCAACUUGCAAGAAGGUCUUGCACGAAGUGGAAAAGGCUUAGUAAUGGGCGUAGUCGAUGGGGUAACGGGUGUGGUAAUGAAGCCCAUAUCAGGAGCAAAGGAGGAAGGAGUGGAGGGAUUCUUCAAAGGAUUCGGAAAGGGCGUUGUUGGACUGGUUACCAGACCUACUGCUGGCGUUAUUGACUUUGCUAGCGGCUCUUUUGGAGCUGUCAGACGAGCUACCGAGUUAAACGAGGAAGUAAAACGGGUACGUUCGCCCAGGUUUCUCCAACCGGACAGUCUUGUUAGGCCAUACAUAAAGAAUGAAGCCGAUGGCAACAAGAUACUGAUGGAACUGGAAAAGGGAAAGUACGCAAACACAGACGUUUAUUUCUAUCAUAUGUACCUCCACAAAGACGUGCUGCUGCUGACAGACAAAAGAUUGUCGUACGUCGAACACAGCGAUUUGUUUGGUGGCUGGCGGGUUGAAUGGACUCACACAUGGAGCGAGUUCAGCGGAUCACCCAAGAUCGUGGAGAAGGGCGUGCAGAUCUUCAUUAAAGACGCUAGCAGGAAGAAGAAACUCGGCGGUUUAUUCGGCAAUGCGGAUCAGUCGAAGAUACUUUUAAUCGCAGAUCACAAUAUUAAAGAGUUGUUAUGCAGUAAAAUUCAAGAGCAAAUCAACCAAUACGGAGUAUAGUACAGCGACAUACAAUGCAACUUUGAAUACAGGAAAGAAAAGAGGAACGAAGAAGAAACGAAGCUGCUUUACUUCCCAAAUGCCUCGCGAGCGAUUUCGUACAAUUUCUAUGCACAUUUUCUAUGGACACUAUUUAUAAGACUGAUAUAUCAUAUAGCGACAGAACAGGGAAACACCAAUUAGAACACUGAAAACUAGACACGAAAGACUAUGGAAUCUUUUUUACUUUUCUCACGCGAUUGUUCGCAAGUUUUUUGUUGUCGGUAUUGUAUUAUCGAAUGAAACAUUAUAGAUUGGUGCAACGACUUUGCCGUAUCUGUCAAAAUUAAAAGUGGAAUAUUACAUAGUUUCUAUAGUGAAUUUUUAUUAAUCACGAUAAAUCAUUACUUUACAUUUUUAUUGUUUAAGAAGAAGAAAUUUGAUAGCUCUUUCCGAAAGACUCCAAUCGACAGUGUUUUAUAUUUGCCAUAGAAUUUAUACGCAAUCGGCAAUCGUCUGUACCAAUCUAGUAACAUAGAAAUAAAUGCGAGAGAAUAAUCAUUUUUAAAUUUAUAUUUGUAAGAUUCCACGCUCCACUUACGACCGAGUUUUUUAGCCGCAAAAAAGUUAAUUAACCAUUAAGUUAACCAUUUUAAUCGUAUUAUUAGAAACUAGAUUUACAAUAAUUUACGAUAGCCACGGAAUUGUAUUGAUUGGAAAUCUUAGAAUGACAAGCUGAAAUUGGUCAACAAACCUAUCAGAGUCUUUUAAGUUGAAUCGUUAAAUGAACCAGUGAAACAAAAUGAUAGAAAAAUUUCAAGUCAUUUACAAUCAAUCGUACAAAUCAAAUUAACGAUACAAGAAGAUAUAUAUAUAAUAUAUACUUGUUGAAGUAAGCGAAACUUUUAUUUAAAGAGAUCGAAUGAAAUAUUCUAUAUCUACGAAAGCUUAGCAUCACAUCAAGAACUGCAUUGUUAAUCCUACCGCAAUCGGCAAAUGCAAACGAGUCAUCGUUGAAACUAAUCAAUAAUCAAAGUAAAAUUGUGUGCUUUAUCCUCCUCCUCCUCAGAAUAUUUGAUGGAGUUGUUAAGAAAUUUGCUACGAAUAUCAUUGAUGCAACGAGUAGAGAGAAACACAUUGUUAAGACGUGAGAAAUUUUAUUACUGAGCUUUAACGCCUAACUAGUGUGCACCGGAGAUAUUUCUACCUCGUUUUAUUAACGCUUGUUAGUAUAAAUAAAUAUAUACGUAUAAAUAUAUGUAUAUAUAUAUAUAUAUAGAGUAUAUACGUGUUGAAUAGAAUCACACUCGUACUGUACAUAACAACCGGAUUAACUGAUUUUCAUAAUUAAUCUUUUCGUUGCCCAGUUAUGUUACCUCGGACAGUUUUAUUUAAAACGAUAACGGAAAACGUUAUCUAUAACUAAUUUCACUUAGUUCUGAAACGUUUUUAAAAUCAACUAAUUUCGCGUGAUGCUUAUUACGUAUAUAUAUACAGCGUGUACCAGUGUUUGGUAUGUAUUUUAUUAAUUUAACUUUAUUACUCUGUUGUGAUACGCAAUAAAGUUAUUACAAAUA
Molecule: messenger RNA, 11870 nt
Organism: Ooceraea biroi (clonal raider ant)
Lineage: Eukaryota; Metazoa; Arthropoda; Insecta; Hymenoptera; Formicidae
Gene: Vps13
Product: vacuolar protein sorting 13C
Biological process (GO): protein targeting to vacuole; protein retention in Golgi apparatus
Source: RefSeq, a predicted model, not a curated record